Molecule: messenger RNA, 903 nt
Organism: Lampris incognitus (smalleye Pacific opah)
Lineage: Eukaryota; Metazoa; Chordata; Actinopteri; Lampriformes; Lampridae
Gene: clic5a
Product: chloride intracellular channel 5a
Exons: 6
Coding region: 19-747 (242 amino acids)
Source: RefSeq, a predicted model, not a curated record
GGUGAGGCGUCACUGAACAUGACGGAUACUACAACUGAAGAGGACAAGGACCCAGAUAUCGAGCUAUUUGUCAAGGCGGGGAGCGAUGGCGAGAGCAUUGGGAACUGCCCCUUCUCUCAGCGCCUCUUCAUGAUCCUGUGGCUUAAAGGAGUGGUUUUCAACGUCACCACCGUCGACCUAAAGAGGAAGCCAGCAGACCUCCACAACCUGGCCCCGGGCACCCACCCUCCCUUCCUGACCUACGAAGGGGAGGUCCACACAGACGUCAACAAGAUAGAGGAAUACCUGGAGGAGAAGCUGGUUCCACCCAAGUAUCCCAGGCUAGCGGCAAAGAACCACAAGUCCAACACAGCAGGAAAUGACAUAUUUGCCAAGUUCUCAGCCUAUGUCAAGAACAUCACACCGGAGCACCAUAAAGCUUUAGAGAAGGCUCUGAAUAAGGCCCUGGCUAAGCUGGACGAGUACCUGCUGAGGCCCUUACCUGAGGAGCACGACGCGGAAGGGUCCACCCGGAAGUACCUGGACGGGAACGAGCUAACGCUAGCCGACUGCAACCUGCUGCCCAAACUACACGUGGUUAAGGUGGUCGCUAAGAAAUACCGCAACUACGAAAUCCCGUCAGAUUUCCGAGGGAUUCAGCGUUACCUUGACAAUGCCUACCACCGGGACGAGUUCACCAACACCUGCGCAGCAGAUGUGGAGAUCGAGCUGGCCUAUAAGGAUGUAGCCAAGAGGCUGGGCAAGUGACCACGCCCACCACCGCUGAGGCAACUUCCUUUCCUUUUGAAAGGCCUUUAUAUAUAUAUAUAUAUGUAAACAUAUGGCAAAGUAGACCCAUUACAUGUUGUGUAAUUAUUUGACCUGACUUAAUACUUUACAAGAAUUUUGUUUUGUUUGUUUGUU